Penicillium brevicompactum is the source of this 627-nucleotide messenger RNA. RefSeq lists its product as uncharacterized. The coding region runs from base 1 to 627 and encodes 208 amino acids. The record is from RefSeq and is a predicted model, not a curated record. The transcript has a single exon. NCBI's taxonomy places the organism in Eukaryota, Fungi, Ascomycota, Eurotiomycetes, Eurotiales, Aspergillaceae.
AUGUCUUCGUUCGCCAAAAACCAGAGGGACGAAGUUCCUGAGUAUGUGACUCGCAUGGAGAAAGUUCCACCGCCAUUCCUGCCUCCAAGGGCCGCAUACGGCAUGGAUGGUAGGUCAAAAGGCCCAUUUCACAGUGCCCUGCUAACAUUCACAGGACUAACUCGCGCAGUGAUUGCUUGGAUGCUGGACAUCAACGUCCGGGCAAGUGUCAAAAGACGCGAGUUUGAGCGAACAUGGAUCAGAACUUGCAUGUACAUCAAGCACUGCGAGCGUAAGCCUACAGAUCGCAUUAACUCAAGACCAAAAGCUGAUCUUUGGACAGGUAUCAUGGACUUAAAUGGCAUCCCGUAUACGCCAUAUACCAACGAAGCUGGUGGAAAGUUGACCUCGAACUCGAGGGAGGGCUUCAGACCCCAUAUGGCAUCCACGAUGGUGACGCGGGGACCUAUCCUUAUUACAGGCCCCGUCAAGGACGAGAGCGAGAUCUCCAGGUGUGUCUCCGACACUCAGACAAUGGACUUCAAGCUUCACGAGCUGGAAAUCAUUCGGUUCAUGGGAAGAGUCGACUUGGAGACUCUGACGGAAUUCAAUGAAUCAACGAGGGGGGACGCCUGUAAUAGGUCAUAG